AGAACGAGUGGCUAUUCAUGCUUUAUCGGAAAUUUGAGACCGUCUGAACGAUACGCCCUGGGACUUUUUCGUCAUCUGCAUUGAAACACGAACUGGUUUCAGCGCAGAAGUACCGUAUUGCUUGGGCCUGAAAGAUCUUGGUCUGCGGUGGCUCAGUAAUUUCGAGCAAAUGUGGCUGCGUUGUUCGUAUCGUACCGUGUUUACUCUAGUUUUCGUCGCCUUUCCAUUGAUCGGAUUUUGUCAAGGUAAGUAAGUUUCUUGUGUCAACGACAAUGGUUUCCCGUCGUUUCAACAACUCCCAGCCUGUGGCGUUGUUUAUUGUUAUCUCAAUAAUUAUUUGUGACUAUUGUAGCUACCGUAACUUAAUUCAUAAGCAGCUAAAUCUUGAUCAAGGUUCUUUGUACGCAAAUGUGGUCAUAAAAUUACAAUAGUAAGUUUAAAAGCUUAUUUUUACGUAAUCUUACUUUUAUGCGUAGCAUAAGCUUUAUACAAUGUUGUUUAUGUUUUGCUGUUUGUGGUUUUGUAGACAAAAAGCGUUUUAUUGUAGUUAAAGUACUGUAUGUCUACUACAAGGAUCUCUGGUCAUCCUCCUCGCUGCGAUCAUAAGGCAGCUAAAUAUGCUGCGAUGAGGGUCGCCAUAUUGAAGCCCAUUUUUAUAACAACAUGAAAUUCACAUUUUCGUGGAAUAUGAAAGCAGUCCUUUGUAAAAAAGAAAUACAAUGCGUUGUAGAUAAGCAGGAUCCAAAACGAUGGUGAUCACAACGAUAUGCCCCGCAAGGUGAAGUAGUCACGCGGCAUUUUACGGUCCAGUCCGUAAAAUAUAAGCUUAAAGGUUACUGCUUACAGUUGUUUAUAUUUGCAUAACAAAUCUCUUUUAGUUAUUAAAACUUUAUUGCCCUGAUAUUAGAAAUAUAUUUUUUUUUAAUGUCAAAAGAUAGUUCAAGAUAGUGUUCUGUCAUAUUGAGAAUUGAGAGAGUGAAUUUUAACUAGAAAUACUGACCAGUACGUGCAUCACAGAGCCUCGAGAAGCACAGGUAAAGGACCAGAUGUAGAAAGUAAGGGGAGAGAAGCCAAUGGGUAAAAGAAAAUAUAUAUAUAUUUUUAAAAACAAAUGAAACAAAUAAGCAAAUAAAACAAAACAACAACAACAACAAAAAAAAGAAAAAAAUAGGACGGGUUCUCGCUAAGGUAGAUUCGAACCCCACACCUUCGGCCUUGAUGCAACCUCUCCUUACCACUACACUACUAAGGAUGAUUGCGCAAGUCUGGUAAAAAGUCUUUGAUUUAAGGCCUUUCCCAUGGAACUUCCCCCAGCAAAUGCUGUUUAAAGCAUCUAAUCCAUAUGCGAAACUCAAAGCAUACGGACUAGACAAGAACAAGAAUGUUCUAAAAGCGUUGAAGUCUCGCUUGCUUGGAGAUAGAUAAGAACUGAGGAGGCGAUUUAUUCUAAAUGAAACAGGAUUUUCUUGCUAAAAGUUUUUCACUCUUGACGAUUAUUGAGUCAUGUUUUAAUAAAUGAAAAUCGAGAGUUAUUACAUCAUUGCAAGAGAGAAAAAAUAGUCCUUUGGGAGGGCAUGAGCUUACUGGCAAUGAAUAGUCUGUACAAAUAAAAGAGCAAUGCCGGAUACCUAUGGUGCAAAGCAUAAAUGUUUAAUGCUGUGUGCUACAAGGAUAAUUUUCCAAAGAGAAAAUUUAAAUUAUUUAAUAGUUUGUAUCGCUCAGUGUACCUUGUUUUUUUCAACACGUUUGUUUUCUAUUUCCAAUAUGUUUGUCGUGCGUUAUCUGUGGAAAACGUACGUAAUUUACAUGGUAAGUAUAAUUAAAACACUGCCUGUACCUAAAGCUACUAUUUAUGGCCUUCAUUCUUUAUCAUGCUGCUAAACUAUGGAACUUACUACCGCAUUCUAUGUGUACCAGUGAUUUUGCAAAGUUUGAAAACCAACUAGCUAGCCUAGACAGUAAAUAAGUUAGAGUAUAUUGUAUAUACAGGUAGUGUUAUUUUCAAUCAACUUUCCACAAGGUUUUUUUUAGGCAGGUACAAAUGUCGGACCAGAUCAACUCGGACCGCCUGUCCGGGUCGGAUCAACUCGGAUCGACUGGGAUCAAAUUAAAAAAUUAAAAAUAAAAUAAAAGUGGACGCAGAUCAACAAAAAAAAAUUAAUUUAAUUAACAAAACUGAAAAUUUAACCCAUUUGGAGGGUAAAAAAGUUUUUUUUUCUCCAUGGCUUUCAGCCGCCAUUUUGUUUUACUAGCGCCAGUUCCUCUCGGAUCAUGUUAUGAACUCGUGGUUGCAUUACACAACGCGCAUUCUGUUUCAAGGAUACAGAUAUGGAUGACCUAGAGGAAGGUAAAAUCUCGACCAUUUGCUUCAUUCCAAAGAAGUCGCCUAGAAUGUAUAUAUUUGCUUAUUUUUAAGUGUACUGAAUUAUUUAUGAGAAAAGCAUCAAAGGCCUGAUGUGUUGAUCGCAUUUAGAUAGUUACCGAAGAGUCAGACUGAAGAGUGUUCUCAUUCCUGUUUGUUUUUUUCUGCAGGACUUCUGAAACUUGAUUUUAGUGAUACACUAGUGAGCAGCACACAUACGAUCCGAGUCGAUCCAAGUUGAUCCGACCCGAACUGGCGGUCCGAGUUGAUCCGGUCCGACUUUUGUACCUUCCUCUUUUUUUAAUUUUGUUUAUUCGAGGAAAAGUAAAGUUUAUGUAUGUAUGUAUCUAUAUAGAGCUGAUCAUCAAGCCGUAUUAAAUACAAAUUCAAAGGUAUAUUUCAGGAAAAUGAGCAGGCUAUCGACAGUAAAAAAUUAAUGUAAAUGCAUUUCAUGGCAAUGAAAGAACACAUGCCUAACAAAGCUGACACAUGUACAGCUCAUCUGCAAAGUAGGAUGCAAAAUGUAUGUUUUCUUAGGUGGCUUUCCCCUGUUAUUUUCAAGCUAAUGGUCCAAAUCACAUCCAUUUUCUGUAAAAGAUACUUCUGCCUUCAAAAUUUAUUGCUAAAAGCAUUUCUUGACCCCUUAAACAGCCGUUAAAGCAACUGGGCCAGGUUUAUGGCAGUUUUGUUUAUACACUGCAUUGUUGCUAGGCAACUGCAUUUGCCCAAACUGACAGAUAGAGAGAGAUAUUUAUGACCAAAGCAAGAUCAUGCUUUGCUUAAUGAUUGUCAUGUGCGUUGUUGUCAUGUUCUGUGCUCAUGAUAAAUUUAUAAACUUGCUUCACAAUAAUUAUUGUUUUGGAACCCUUAGACAUGCUUAGACAGGCUUGAUUUACUGAAGUUUGGUCACGUUUAAUUUUGAACUAAACAGGCUAAUAUUAAUAACAGGCUUGUAGUAAUAACUCAGUGUUUAGCUUUUGGAAACAACAAUUAAUAUUUAAGUGAUAUUCGAGCAUACUGUUGGUAUAUAUGUAAAUUACAAGCAUAUAUGUUUUGCCUCAGCUAUAUCAUACUCCUCCUCUGACGGGUGAUUCCUGACUUCAUCCCCCUCCCCCAAAGUCUGUAGGGACAGGAGCUUGUAUGCUGACGCCACAACCAAAUUUUCUCGGAUGGGUAGAUAACCAAAUUUUCUUAGCUUUGGACCUCCCAUAUUAAUAGUUAUGAUUUGGUAGAUAAAUUCGUCUAUUGUGUGUAAAUUUUAUUGUGCAGAACAUUAAGCCCUAUCCACACAAAUGUAGAUAUUUGCACUAAUGCACAUCUUUUUAUUUGAAUCAUCCUUCCAUAUAUCUACAUGGAAACAGUGAAUCAGCUCACCAAAAAUGCCUUUCUUUGAAACCCCUGUCUGGAUCUCUCUGGAUUGGAUUUUUUUAAAUUGAUGUGCUUGGCAAAUUCUUUUAGAUGACUGAAACUGGAUAUUUUUUUAAUCUGUAGACAAAUUUAAACUAAGCUGUAUUUAUUCCAGGAUUGUCAGGCUCAAUUCCUAAGGCUACAACACUCCAAAAGGUUCGAGUUCUCAAAAUUGCACAAGAUUCCAUAGAUUCAUAGGUUCACAGAUCAUCAAGACAGCCACAAGAACACAACAUGUUUUCACACACCGCCUCAGAGCACUUGCGAACUAAACCUUAUUUCAUCGUGCACAAAGUCAACUACAUGUCUAUCAUAAACCUGAAUCCAGACUUAAAUGAAAAACUUGCAAAUUCGAAUAGGCAGGCAACAAGCUUGGAUACUGUUCUUCAAAUGCCAGUCAAAGUUUUCCAUCGACUUUGCUCUUUGUGAUUAUCAAAAAUAUCAACCAUCCAAAUUUCUAAACGUACUGCAAGAAGCAUUAUUUCAUAAACUAGUGGUGGUAGUAAUUUGCAAUUUUUAAUAUAUAUUCAUCUGUUUUUUCUUUAGAUGUAUUACCCUAUCCUGUAGGAUUGUACCCUCUUAAUAAUAUUCAUAAAACUGAUGAUGCCAGUUGCUAUGGUAACCUGGGUGGUACUGCCAAGGAUGCUCACCUUGUAACAGGUCCACUCAGUGAACCAGAUACUGCUUACGAGUUUGCAGGGAGCAGCACAAGUUACAUUGAUAUUCCACAAUUGCAGCACUUUGAUGCCGACACUUCUAUCACAAUAUUGGUGUGGAUUUUACAAACUGGACAGGCUGGGUCUGUAUUUAAAUAUGGCAAUAGUGACAGGGAAGUAGGAAGGUGCUUAUCAUCUAUGACUUAUUCUUUAGAACUUUACACAUCAAGAACUUAUUCUUUUAGCGCACAAUUUGUUGAACCAAAUGGAGAGUCAGUUUCUCUUAGUAAUAAUACAGUCACUCUUGUCAACAAGUGGCGUUAUGCUGGUGUGUCGUACAACCACAAUAGUGGCACUGCAACAUUGUGGAUAGAUGGUAAUGAUGUUCAGAGAAAAAACCUAAAGAAACUGAAAUUAUGUACAGAUGGAAAAAUUCGGAUUGGUGGCAGAGAAGAAGAAGGCAAAAGCUUUCAAGGAAGAAUAUCAUGCCUACAGAUUUAUGAUAAAGAACUUACAACCAUGGAAGUAACAGCUGUAAAAAACAGAUGUUUCAAUGGUAGUCAACGUAUGUAUGAUUAUCUUAUUUUAUUAUUUCAGAGUAAUAAAACCAACUGUUUAUAUGUGAAAGUGGUCAAUCACAUAGCAGGACAGUGUAACCUAAUUUAGUUUAUUUUUACUUUCCGACACAGAAUAUAAGGAAUGGAGUUUAGCUCUAUAGCUCUAUAGCUGAACCCCAUUACCAUGUUUACUUCAUGGAAGGAUUAUAAGAAAAAGAAACUUAACAAAACUUAGUAAUCUUCCAAAUAAGAGAAAAGAAAGCAAGAGAUUGAGGAUUUGGAACUUUAAACACCUUUCUGUUCUACACAUAUAUUAUUCACAAAUCAUUUACCCUAAUUGUUGUCAGUGUGUUGAAAUAAAUGUCACCCUUAAAUAAUGCUAAAAAUUCAAUAAACACCACAGCGUUUAAUGAAAGAAAUAUGAUUAACUUUUUAUUUUUGAUAUCUGAUGAUCACUUAAUGUGUGAAACUGACGUGACUGCCUCUAAUUCUCUAUCUCAGAAUUUUUUAUUUUUGAUGUAUAUGUAUCAGUCAUGACCCACAUAAUACAAGCACCCUUACUCUUUGUGUUGGUCCCCUCAGUGUCUGUAUUAAUUGGGUUACACUGAAUCUAAAAUUUCAGUUGACUAGGAAUUUAACAUGGGGCAUCUUUUCACACUAGCAAAUAUAAACCCUAGAAACUGUAACAUAACCAGAACCAUAAUAGUUUAAAACUUUGAGAAUACACGUAUCUGGAUAUGUGUUUUAGCAUGAAGUACAAAGAAAGAUCAAAUCAAGGAUUCCUUGUAUCUGGGAGAGGUGUUCAAUAAAUUCUUGUGUUUCCCUUAGAAUUUAUUGAUAUUUUAGGGUAAUAUUUUGAGUGGGAUACUACACUCAAUGUUAAAGCAAGCUUAGGUGAAGUAAAUUAUAAUGUGUAGUAAAACAGUUGCUUUUUGUCCUUUAAACAGCUCCCGUGGACUGUACAAAAGCUUCUGUGCAAUGUAAGUGUUAGCUCAGUUCUGUCCUUGAAUAGAACAUAACAAUGAUGCUUUUUAACUGGUUUACAUUAAUGCUUGUCAAAUUUAGAAUAAAUACAUUGUAUUAUUUGUAAUGUUAUUUCUUAUUUUUGUUUGAUAGCAUGUGGUGUAUCUAUGAGCACCCUGUCAGGAACAUUCUCCUCCCCAGGGUACCCCACUGGGUAUCCUUAUGAUACAGCCUGUAAGUGGGAUAUAAAAGUUCCAAGUGGAUAUAUCAUUACUUUGAAGUUCAGGUGUGCUAUAUUUUCUUCAGUGUUCAGGGCUUGAAAUAACGGCAGGUCAACAGACAAUGUCCAGUCAAAAAUAGGUUUUGUCUGGUCAAAUCCUUAGAUGGUUGGACAUUUUGUCUGCUCUUUUACCCUUCUAAUGUAAUUCAGACGUUCACUUUUUUUAAAUACAGUUGGUCAAGACUGGACAUUAUUGACGUUUGUAAAGGAAAAAGUGGCGAGAGAGAGAAAAAGGCUACCAGAUCAAGAACUUUUAUAAGUUAAACCAUUCAUAACACAAGGCCUCUGAUAGGUCGCAGAAAAAAAAAGUCAAAAUUCGUGGGUGGGAUUUUUCUGGGCAAAUUUCGCUAGAAAGCAAUCUGUUUUGCGCUGAUUUCACAAACGUUUUUAAUGAAAGAAAACAGCAAUUUUGCCAAUUUCUUUUUUUUUGAGGGGGGGAGGGGGGAGAUGAUGAGUGUUAGCCUGUGCAAUAACAGCAACAACAGAAACUUUGACUACUUAUAAAUGUUGCCUUUUUAAAACCAGUGAUUUUGUGCUCAAAACCCCCCCUUGCUUUGUGAUCUCGUUUAGACUCAAUCAGAGAUCAUCAUUUGCUCUUUUAACAACAGGAGCUCAGAAAUGCACCAAUGGUAAAACUUUUUAUAUCAUGCACUGGCCAGUGCCCAGUUUUUCACAAUAGUAAUCUAAGAACAGUGAAAGAAAACUGGGAUAAGUUGUAGCCAUUUGGGCCUUUGGCUUGUGUUCUCCUUUUUUAAAAUACUAUUCUAGUUAAAACCCCCACUGGAAUGAUAAUCUACAUUCUUCAAAUUACAUAGCACAAAAAUUGCUCUCAAAAAAAUAUUUAGACUCACCAAGUUCUGUAUCAAUAAAAAAUUUUUAAACAAUUGACCAGAAAGUAGAACUGACGUAGACUUUAUCAACAGGGUUUUUAAUUUGGAAAAGUCACACAGUCUAUGGCCAGAGUGCCCUGACUAUGUUAUUGUGCGGGAUGGCAUUAACAGUUGGUCAAAGCCUCUCAAAUCUCUGUGUGGUGGCCAGACAGGCUGGGAAGAAGAAAUUGUAUCAUCUGGGAAUGUUAUGAGGGUGGAGUUUAAUACAGACAGGGAACGCUCUGCUCCAGGCUUCACUGCAGAAUAUACUGCAAGCAAGAUUUCCAAAGGUAAUGUGAAGGAUUUGUAUUUUCGUCUGAAUGCCAAGAGUAAAAAGUAAAAGCUUUGACUGGGCAACAAACCAUAACCAGCCACAGCAGCGACUAAAAUUUGUAGUCACAAUUACGCAAUAAUUUGUGCAAAAAAUUAUUAUUAUUAUUAUUAUUAUUAUUAUUAUUAUUAUUAUAUUGAUUACCACCACAUUCCCGAUCAUAUCAAAUCACUGGUGAAAAGUCUUUACACUGACUUCAAUACGUCUAUUCUUACAAGUGAAAUUCGCACUCUGUUUAUAUCUGUUGGUUGUGAUGUACUCCAAGGUGAUUGCCUUAGCCCACUUCUCUUCAACUUGUGUUUUAACACGUUUCUACAGCAUAUUAAAUCCGAAAAAUACCGUCAAUUUGGCUUUUCCCUCAAGUUCUUAAAUCCCCUCCACUGGUUCCAGUUCGCUGACAAUGCUGCUGUCAUAAGUGGUCAGGAACCAGAAAAUCAACAUCUAAUCAACCGCUUUAUAAUCUGGUGUAAUUGGUCGAACAUGAUAAUAAGAGUUGAUAAAUGUUCUACUUUUGGAAUACGGAAACUUUGCACUAAAUCUGUCCAAUAUUUACCCAAACAAUUGAUCAAUGGAGUUGUAAUUCCCUGUGUGGAAAUGGGUGAAUCAUUUUGUUACUUAGGCCGCUUCUUUGACUUCAACAUGUCUAACAACCAACACGUCUGAAUUGUCCUCUCUUGUACAGGACUUGAUGAAUGACAUUGAUAUAAAGCCACUGCAUCUUAAACACAAACUUCUUCUGUACAGCCGCUAUGUCCUAUCUAAACUGUCCUGGCAUUUCACUAUAGCUAAUAUAUCCAAUAAUUUUCUAAUAUUUUCUCUGAUGAAUGCUCCACAUUCUUAGCCAUGAUGGAUGACAUUGGCGUUGACAAAAAGCAGCAACUUUAUAUAAACAAGAAAAUGAUAAAUAUAGCCAUUAGAGCAACAUAUUACAUCUUUUGCUGUAGAAAUAGGAAUUGGGAAAGCCCAGAAUUAAUGCAAUUUUGAUUUCUUUUCUUUUCCUUUCUUUUCUUUUUUUUUUGUGUUUUUGUUUUGUUUAGUUUUAUUUUUCUGAAUAAUCCAAUCUCAAGCAGCAUUUGUAAAUUGCCUAUACGUAGCGAGUUUUACAAUUGUACAUUCAAAAACUGAAAUAAAGUUUCCAUUAUUAUUAUUAUUAUUAUUAUUAUUAUUAUUAUUAUUAUUAUUAUUAUUAUUACUAUUAUUAUUACUGUUAUUAUUAAAGAGCUUGAAUAGAAUGAUAUAAACAGCCUAUUAGAGAAGUGCCUCAGGGACUUCACUAUGAUGGCCUUCAAGGGCUAGGCAUUGCUUUGGAAUUCUUUGAAAAUUCUCUUCAGUUUUUACAAUAUGAUAAGCUAAGGGAAGAUCUAAUGUUUUAAGUAAUUAAAAUCUCCCAUCUUCCCCUGAAAUAACUAAGCAAGUUCCAGCUUAACUGUUCAAAUCUGUCCCCUAAUUUUUCCUAAGAGUGCUCACCCUUAGGAGCAGCCAUCUUGAUUUCAAAUGUAUGGAUGGAGGUGAAAGAAUAACCACUAUAAUCCCCAGGGCUGACUCCCUCAGUACAUUUGAAACCAAGAUGGCCCCCUGUAUUGUUAGCACUUAAUUCAUGGCGCUGCACCUGAGUAUUUAAGUAAUUUGAUAAGUGUUAGGAAGAUGUGUAGAUACAGUCUGCAAUCGAAUGCUGGCAUACUUCUUGAGCUACUGAGUACCAGAUUGAAGAACACUUAAAGGGAUAUAUCAGAUUCUUUUACAUCCACUGCUCCUAGACUUUGGUACCCUGCGAGCAGAGGCUACAUUUUCGCAUUGUGAUCUGGUGUGCGAAAGUAGCCUCUGCCGACAACCAUUCAAAUCCAUUCAGAAAUCUGGACAAAUAAAUUUAAAAAAAUGGUUUUUUCCUGUUCUUGACCAGUUUAGAGCAUUGCGUGAGUCUUGCGUAGCAAGUCAGAGUUGUCGCAACUGUUUUAUUCCCGCGAAACUCAUGCCACUUGACGGCAGAGCUGACAAUUAAUUUGACUUGCACGUGUGACGAACUUCGCGCAUCCACGAUAGAAAAUUGAACGGUUGUCGGCAGAGGCUACCUUUUGCAUGACAGCUCACACAGCGAAAAUGUAGCCUCUGCUCACAGGGUAAGACUUUGGAAUAAGUUGCCUUAAUUUUGAAUAUCAGAAAUGCAGGCACUUAAGCCAAUUUUAAAUCUAGUUUAAAGACAUAUUUAUUUCAUUCAUCUUUCAAUGUUAGCUAAUCAUUUCAGUAUGACGUUUUGUAAUUUAUAUUUAUAAGGAUAUACAUGUAGAAUAUUAGCUAGUUUUUAUGAUUGACGUUUUGUAUUCUAUGUUUAUCAGGAUACUUAUUUCUUAGCUAAUUUUUAUGAUUUUAAAGCGCAUUUGAUCAAAUGUAUGUGUAAAUUUUGCACUAUAGAAAUAUUAAAUAUUAUUAUUAUUAUUAUUAUUAUUAUGAUCUUGUGGGAAAAUGUGGUUCUGUGGGCAGUCUAAAUUGCAGUAAAACAGAUAACCAGUCUCAACAAUCAAGUACCUUCAUCACUAAUUUGACUACCUUGCAUUCAUACUAUUAUUUUUUUUCUUUUCCUUCUUUGUUUACAUCAGAUGAAUCAGAUGAGAAAGGGCUGAUAGAUUUUAGUCGUCACUAUACUGGUAUUGUGAUAGGCGUGGCAUGUGCAGCAAUAUUUGCUAUCUUAGCAAUCAUGAUAUUCAGUCACACCAGAAGGAGACUACGGGGAAAUCGUAGUGACACUUUAACCCGCCGUCAGUCUAUGCCCUUCUCUGAUAAUGAUGUCUUUCAGCAGAAUGCACCACCAACAUAUGAUGAUGGUAAGCUUUCAUUUCAUAAGGUGGUUCUAAAUUUUGAGUCUGUGGACAAAAUCCUGCAGUGUGACCAUUUAAAUGAAACCACAUCUCAGCAGUACUUUCACAUGGUACAAGUUAUUUAGUACAGUGGAACCCCACUCUAUGGAGACCCGUAUAUAUAAUAUUAUAUGUAGUAAAAUCCAACUAGUGGUCUAUUAUCAAUGCUACAUUCUGACUGGUUGAGCUACUACUAGGUUAUAUGUUAUAGCCCACAAGUAGCGAAAAGUGCCGGCUUUGAAAACCAAAACAAUGGCGGCUGAAUUGCGUUUUGCUAGUUAAAGUUAGUUUUGACCAACUAGUUGGAUUUUAGUAAAACAAUUAUUCCUCAAGCCCGAAUGGCCUCUGAGUCAAUGGCCCAUUCGGCCUUCAGCCUCGUGGGCUAGCUAUUGACUCAGAGCCCAUUCGGGCUCGAGGAAUAAUUGUUAAAUAUAGUCUCUAAUAUUAACCUGCUCGAUACGGACACAUUAUGGACACUAUGGCAUGUCCUGUUUGGUGUCCCUAUUAACCCAGUUCUACUGUAUUUAUUUCUAAAUUUUGAGUGUGUGACUAUUCAGUUGAAACCUCUUCAGCACUACUGUCUCAUGGUACUACAGUCAAACCCCAAAGGGACCACAGAAAGUGUCCAUUUUAACGGGGUGUGUUCAUAUUAAGCGGGAAAUAAAAGAGGACAUAAACUUAAUCGUCAAAUUAAACUUCUCCAACCUUCACAAAGCCAACAUUACGUGGUUUCAGCGGGGCUUAACACUAACUUUUCAACUUAACACUUACUACUUUAGUGGCUAGUGACAAGUAAGAUGUUACUAGCUAAAAAACAUUUUUACCAGCCAAGCGUUGAUGUUACCUUGUUAUAAUGAAGUGACCACAUUAAUGAGGUUGGCUUUCUAUGAGAAUUUGUUGAUUGGCCAAGAAAUAACUGUCUGUUGUCUGCAUUAACAGGUGUCGGUACUAAGCGAGUUGAAUUUCGAGAAAAUGUAAGGGCUUUCUCUCCCCUGGGACAAAGCAAACUGUCUGCAAUAACGAGGUGUCCAUAUUAAGCGGGUGUCCGUCCCUGUGUCUGGGGUUCGACUAUAUUGUACAAAAUGAAAUCUAGAAUUUUUGUCAUAUGCCAUGUGCACUCAGUAGGCAAGGAAAGUAGACAUUAUUUUUUCCUUUGCCGAGCUUUUCUACCCUGUCUGUUGAUUGCUCAAGGGCGAUCACUACUGAAAGACCUUAAGAUACACAGUUUCUGGCUACCAUCACGGGUAGGUUACCACAUUUGCCUUUUAGUUAUAUAAAAGGCAACCAUUAUUUCGCAGAUGAGGUAACGGUGUUACCUUUCCACCCGGUAGUCUACACGUUUCUCCGGGGUAGGAAGCAAUCUACCCGUAUCGUGGCUACUAGUACACGCGUACAUGGAAAAGGUGUAUCUCGUCUUAACACUUUUUUUCUGAAAAAUAGUGCUGCAUUGGAGUGUAACUUUUUUGUAAUGUUUAAACCUCUGUUAAAUUUUGUUUUUUUGUAAAACAUUACAGUCAUGCGGUUUCCAGAGCUUUAUCCUCCAACUCCCUGUCAAGGAUCAUUAGCCAACACUCCUGCUGCAACACCUCGAAGAGGAUCACCAGUUUCAACACCCACACUGCCCCACCGCUUACUCAAUCCACCUCGAUCACCAGCUGUGAUUCCAAAGGUUGGAACACCCAUUGGCAUGCCUCUUUUAAACACAUGGCGAGGGAGUAGUACACCACCAAGUACAUCCAGAGUGUCAUUACAGCGGGGUAUUUCACCCUUAGCAAGAGCAGAGUUGACACCGCAGCAUUCCCGACCUGCAGAUCAUCUGUCUUCAGAUGAGCAAGAUGGAGAUGAGGAUGAUGAAGAGCUGCCACCAUACCCAGGAACAGUGAAUGUUGCAUCGGUGUUAAAUCAAGUGAGAGAAACUUUAGAACUUAGUAGACUUGCUACAAGGCAAACGUCAAAUCCUUCAUUAAGUGACAGUAGUAAUUCAUCUGACAGUAAUGAUAACAGGACAGUGGGUGGUCAAAGGAGACCAUGUGACACACGUGCCGCAGUUUUGGAUAAUACAGGAGAUGUACAGACAAGUCUAGAACCAAAUAGAGUGCAAAGUGGUGAUAACAACACUGGUGAUCUUGAUAAUCCUUGGGUUUCCUCCAAGGUUGCUCGAGUAGCUCCACCUGGAAGAACUUUACGAUCGAUUGAGUCUGAUGUUUGA
This is a messenger RNA of Porites evermanni, 12486 nucleotides long. The record is from the annotation of a GenBank genome assembly. NCBI's taxonomy places the organism in Eukaryota, Metazoa, Cnidaria, Anthozoa, Scleractinia, Poritidae.